Scutellospora calospora is the source of this 147-nucleotide messenger RNA. The record is from the annotation of a GenBank genome assembly. NCBI's taxonomy places the organism in Eukaryota, Fungi, Glomeromycota, Glomeromycetes, Diversisporales, Gigasporaceae.
AACUUAUGCAAUCGACUAAAAAGUGAAGAAUUAUUAGUUUUUAAUUAUAAUCUUAGACAAGAAUUAACAACUACAGAUACAAAUGAAUUGGAUAAUUAUCUUAUGUUUAAUACUAUUAAAGAAGAUACUAACCUACUAGAUUGGUAG